Messenger RNA from Corticium candelabrum, 2716 nucleotides. Its product is annotated as phosphofurin acidic cluster sorting protein 2-like. The transcript is spliced from 25 exons. NCBI's taxonomy places the organism in Eukaryota, Metazoa, Porifera, Homoscleromorpha, Homosclerophorida, Plakinidae. Gene Ontology annotation, biological process: protein localization to plasma membrane. The record is from RefSeq and is a predicted model, not a curated record. The coding region runs from base 277 to 2571 and encodes 764 amino acids.
CGGGUCCUGCCCGUUCCAGAGAGCGACACUGAAGCAGAGCCUGCACUGACGGUCACAGAUGCCGAGAAUGCCAUCCUCGCCCCAACGAGGUCGGCUAGACAUGUUGAGUUAUCAAACGUUAAAUUGGAGCAAGUGAAGACACGCUUAUAUAAACAGCAAUUUUUGCGGUUAUAAUACGUUCAGAAUUGGUGAAUCUGGGCAAAUGUAAAUGUUUUUUAGAUUAUUCUACGUGUACAUAGUAGUUUGGCAUCCUAGCGCGCGUUAGUUCACAUAUCAAUGGAUUCGCCAGAUGAUGAUGGUAGCAUUGUCCCUGUGCCGAUGAAAUUUCUGUCUACAUGGGAGAUCGAACGCACGUCUCCUGAAUGUGUUCCCAGAUGGUGUCGUCUCAAGUUAAUCGGCCUAGAAAUUGUGUGUCCCGACGAUCUGAAUCUGAACGGAGUUAUUAUUGCUGUUUCGAUGAAGAACAUGCGGCGAACGUUGAGAUCAACGGAUUUGGCUUUGAUCACAGGCGGAAAGACGUCCGUUGCGUUGGAUCUGACGUUCUCUCUUCAAUAUCCACACUAUCUCAAACGCAACGGAAAUUGCUUGCAGAUCAUGCUGCAACGCCGCAACCGCUACAAAAACAAGAGCAUGCCCGGUUUCAAGACGCUGGCGAUAGGACACGUAUAUAUGGACCAGGUGUUGCAGCAUUCGUUGAGUGGACCUAUGCCUUUGGUUGGAAAGGCAAAAGGUGGUCAGAAGACGGUAGCUAAUGUGGAAGUGGAGUUGAUUGACAGCGAACCAGUCACAGUCACAAGAGAACCAAGUGCUGCUCAUGAACCUGCAGCUGCAGCAGCCACAUACGAGUCAUCUCCAGAGGACAUGGCCUGUGAUGAUGAUGAGUAUUUUGACCAGGACUACCCUCCUGUGGCGUCUGAUGGUAGUGACAGUGAUGACCAGGUAAUGGAACCUGUGUCAUCUGGGAGAAGGACAAGGAUGAAGAUGAAAAAACUGAUGCAGGUGGUAGCAAAGAAGGGCAAUCUUAGAAAACUGUUUGCUUCACUCAAGAAGGUGAAAAUCGAUGAUGAGGAGGAGGUGCCGAACAUGUCAUUUCUAGAUGAAAGUCACGUUGUUGAGGACUUCACUCAAGACUCUGAUGACGACUCUGAAGGUCAAGAUAUCUUGGAAAGUUUCAGCAGUGGAUCGACUCCCAAGCCAUCAUUGAGGCCAUUCUUUCCUCAACAUUGCGCAAGCUUGACCAAUCUGUUAGAGACAGGGACAACUCAGACUGCUGGUUCUAGACAGCAAGAGCAGGCAGUUAAUGAGGAUAGUUCUCAUGGCCUUCGUACAUCAUCUGAUCUAAACCCAUCAGAUAGUCAGCAGGCAGUUGACGAGGAAGCUGGUGAAUCAGAAACUCGGGUAUCAUCACAAAUAGCAGCUGUGCUGAGCACUGAUCCUUUGCCAUCCAAUUUGUUGGUGAUUGAUAAAGCGUCAGUUCAAGAAAAAAAGCUGUCUCGGUUGCUGAAGGGAUUGAAUGGAAUCUCAGUGUUUCUGACUCGGCGACCAUCUGAAGCUAAAGAUGCAAUUUCUACUGCUUUGCUGCGUCUUUACAACAUCUCACAUCGAAGCUCUAUCCCUUAUUGUGUCAAGAUUGGAUUGGCUGGUGAUGACCAGUUUUACUACCAUGUUUUGCAAGCAUUUGUUGAGACAGCAGUGAAGAAAACCGUCAAUUGGCCGGAACUUGUUCGAUUUAUUCCCAUUCACUUGGGUCUCAGUCGUAUCACGAGUUUUAUGUUAGCGUCAGAUCCCGUAUAUCGAUCGUUGUUUGCUGAUCAAGUGUGGACCGACUUUUUGGAUUCUGCAUGUACUGCUGAUGGUGCACCAGACGUGAGCAAAAAGAUUGUGAAGCUAUUUCAAGCUGCAAGUACACUGCAUUGUGUGACCGUGGCUCAAGCAUUACUCCAAUGUAAAUCGAGCGAGCAUGAGUCUAGUCAGACGAUGGUUCCAUUCAUUAGCGACUUGCAGUUGGGUCUUACUGAAUUACUAAAACAAAAUGAUGUGGAAGUUCCUGAGGAACUAGGGAGCAUGUCAUCAUGUCAGUCUGCAGAAGGACUGCCGACAGAAUCUGUUUCAUCACCUGCUAGUUCUGUGCCACCAUUAACAAGUAACCCUUCUCAUCAUUCUGUGGACUACAUCGACCUUCAAGUGGACUAUUGGAGCUCUAAUGCUGUGUCGAAGAAAGAUGCUGGCAAGGUUACUUUGAAGGGGCCAUAUCGGUCGCUGGGUGUCUUCGUUAAUACUGAAGAAUCACUUUCGGGUCUCAUGAAUAUGAUUAUUGUGCCACGGGAAAAACAUAAAAAAGGCAUUCGGAUAGGCAGAAAGUCUCGAGGUGACAGCAUUGUGGCUAGUGUGUCAAAACUGGUUUGUAGCAGCUCAAAGGGCCCACUCCAUAAAGUUAUUAUUGAUGGAACUGAAUGGACUGAUGUUAAGUUUUUCUCGGUGUCACCAGCUUGGUCGAAAUCUAUUCAGUUUCCUUUAGGAAUGUGCUCUCCAUCAUUCUCUUCUCAUCGACCUGUAGAGACACAAUGCUGAUUAGUCACAUUACCGAUCAGUUGCUAGUUGCAGAAAAAUUUGCUUCUCCCAGUAUCUGGUGGAUUUUAAUUCAAGUGUUUUAGAGUUUUAUCAUUGACAUACAACAUGUAACAUGUAACAGGACAAUAUGAUGUGAUAUAGACAA